ACGACCUAAGCUUGAGCACCCCGACGAACGUGAGAAAUACGUUUCACACCAGUUUGCACCGCACGACGACAUCGUCUGCGGUCUGCGCUAGUCCCUCAGCACGUUCGCCUUGGUCUACGCUCUAACAAGGACUCAGCAUACGCGUUCCGACUCGCGCGAUCGCCUUCAACACGCUCUCGCCUUCCUCCGCACCGGUGCCGCCACGUGCGCUCCAUCGCCGACCGCUGCCACUUCACCAGUUGCGGCUCGCCGCGCCCUAGCCAAAGGAUCUAGCGGCGGACAGAGGAGCCCCGUUUGUGUUACACUCACGCAGCCAGUCGGCCAGUGCGUGGGGGAGCAAGCUUGUCCAAAGUGCCACACACCCAGCAGCCGCCUCUAGUGCACCACUGCCUCGUGCAGCACCUCUUUACUCCUCACCCUCUCAGUCGCCCCUCAGACAACUACUGCUUUCUGCGCCCCACUGUGUGACCCGCCGGUCUGCGCACUGCCUCACGCCACCCUCUGCUCCCCCCCACUCCUGCGCUCCCAUCGGCCCCGCGCCCUCGCUGCCGGAGCCAUGGCGGUUGAGUCCACGCCCCUCACACCCUCGGACCCUCCACCCUCCGCAGCUGCGGCGGCGCCUCAGGGGGCUGGGGCGCCUGCCUCAGGGCCGGGAGCGGCAGAGAAGGGGGGCGGCGAGGCAGAGAGCCAGGGGGGUGCAGCGGCAGCGGAGGAGAAAGGGAAUGCAGAGGCAUGGGGGCCCAAGGGGGAAGCGGCAGCAGCAGAGGGAGAGGGAGAGGAGGCAGCAGCAGCGGUGGUGGCGAAGCACCCACUGCAGCAGCGGUGGACGCUGUGGUUCGACUGCCCGCACCGUGGCAAGAGCGGCGGGUGGGGCACGUCGAUGCGGCAGAUCUACACCUUCGGCACCGUGGAGGACUUCUGGAGUCUGUACAACAACGUGAACCCGGCGUCGAAGCUGGGGCUCAAGAUGGACAUGCACCUCUUUAAGGCGGGCAUCGUGCCCAAGUGGGAGGACCCGCAGUGCGAGAAGGGCGGGUCGUGGACCGUCAUGUGCCGCACGAAGGAGAUGUUCGACCACGUCUGGCUCAACGUGCUGCUGGCGCUGAUAGGCGAGCAGUUCACGGAGGGCGCGGACAUCUGUGGCGCCGUGGCCAACGCGCGGCAGAACAAGGACCGCGUGGCCAUCUGGACCAAGACGGCCAGCAAUGAAGCGGUGCAGAUGAGCAUAGGGCGGCAGCUGAAGGAGAUCCUCAACAUCUCCGAUCGAAUUGCAUUCUCCUCCUUUGCGGAUCAGAAGGUGUCAUCCAAAGCCGGCCAGGGCUACUUCGCCUGAUGCAUUGAGCGGCUGCCCUUGUGGUCUCAAUCGUUGCUACAGCAGCUUAGUAACACAAUUUAUCGUUGGUUCUUUCUUCCACUCAUAAACACAGCUAGGGUUUUAUUUUUUAGAAAAUGCAGUCAGGUAUAGCAAACAGCUUUAUGAUAUGAUAUCAGUCUACUGAGCAUAGGUGCAAUUUACUUGCUUGCUGCCAAGCAUCACACACAAGGCUGUCGUUAUCAGGGUAUUUUACCCUGAUUCCCUGAUUUCACAGGGUAUUUUUUUGGCCAACCC
This is a messenger RNA of Closterium sp. NIES-67, 1609 nucleotides long. NCBI's taxonomy places the organism in Eukaryota, Viridiplantae, Streptophyta, Zygnematophyceae, Desmidiales, Closteriaceae. The record is from the annotation of a GenBank genome assembly.